Paramecium tetraurelia is the source of this 5259-nucleotide messenger RNA. RefSeq lists its product as uncharacterized. The record is from RefSeq and is a predicted model, not a curated record. The transcript is spliced from 4 exons. NCBI's taxonomy places the organism in Eukaryota, Ciliophora, Oligohymenophorea, Peniculida, Parameciidae.
AUGCUAUAGGGAUUUUGCUUUGUUUCAAUGUAUUAGCCAAGCUUUACUUUAAACAUAAAGAUAUAAAGAUUAGUAUUGCUAAUAUAUUAUUGCCAAACACUAACUUUAGCUUUUCCAUUGGAUGGUUGGAAUUUAUGGACUUAUAAGGAUGGAGCUUUUAGGAUGACCAAAAAUUUAUUAAACAUGUUCUUAAUUUUUCCAUAUGUCAAUGAGGUUAAAUCAUCAACAUUAAUCUAUGUUUUGACACUACUAUUCUCUUUAUUUAACAUUUUCAUGCUGUUAACAAUAUUUUUGAUUGCCAAAUUUAAAAAUAAACUUUCAUUUAUGCUAACUUUCACAUAUUGGUAUUUAGUUAUUGUACCUAAACUGUUUUUUAUGCCUCAGUUGUUCAUAUUUAUAGGAUCUCUAUCCUUUAGUUAAAGAGCUCUAUUGUAUUCAGAAUUUUAAUUUCAUGCAUUUUUGCCUAUAAGUGGAGUAGGAUUAUUAAUUGUGUCUUUCUUUUGUUUUUUUAGUAGCUACUUUAUUCGAAGCACCAAAUUGCAACAAGAUAAUGGAUUAAUAUAAAAAUUUAGUAUGCUCUUAUUUAUUGAAUAAUGUCUCAACGUCAUUAUUACUUGUUUGUAUUUUCAAAAUAGAAGCGCGUUCAAUAAUGUGGUACAAUUAUUAAUGAUGCAUCUCUAUUACUUAUCCUAAUUCAUCAACGCAUUUUAUGUGGGAACCUUCCCUCCCCACUUAUCCAAAUUCUGUCUAAUAUUGAUUUCCUCGUGCCAAAGCCUUCUCAUAGUUAUAACAAUAAAUUUAGCAUCAUCAAACAAUCUGAUAUCAGAAGAACAAAUAUUAAUAAUGUGGUUGAUUUUUAUGACUUUUUCGGUUUCAAUAAGCACAAUAUUAAAUGACAGGAAAUAAAUUAAACUGCUUUUCAAACAAACAAAUGUCUUUGAACUAUAGGAGUUUGUCCAAUACGUUUAUUAUAUGAUGCCAGAAUUAACAAAUAAAGAUUUCAAAAUUUAGAAUCGAUUUAUUUAUUGUAUUUUUAUUCAAAACCAUGAAAAAUAAUGCCUAAACUGUUAAAAGAUUAGAUAAAGCAAGAAUAAGGUUGCUUCUAAAUUUGUAUUUACUAAUGUACUGUAUUGCAUAAUAAAGGAACAUCUUGGAGUUUUAAAAAUGGUCUCUAGGUCUGAGUAUGAAUAAUUUGAGAUAUACUAUGCAGAUUUUUUAAAUAAAAUCAAAAAACAACCUCUAUUGUCAUUUGUCGAAUUGAAAGUCUACUAAUUACAAAAUUCAAAGCCAUCGUUUUAUUUUAAAAAUACAAUUUCUUACUUUUUUGAGGAGCUUAAAAAAAUCAUUCUUGACACAAGAGUGUAAUUUCAUUCAAAUCAUCAUAAUUUUGAAGAAAACUCCCUUGAAAUUAAGGAUAUCAUAUAGGCGUAUUCAAUAGAAGAAUACAUGUUACCAAAAAUAAUUGAACUUAUAGAUCAGAAAAUAAGAAUUUGGAAUGAAUAGAUAAAUGGCUUAGAUUCUAUUUAUGAUUUAGAAUAAUUGAUUGUAAAUUAUUCCAGUAAAAUAUUAAGUUGUUAAGAUUUAUUGGAACAAAGGUUGUAAUUAGAUUUGCUGAAUUUCAAUUAAAUCUAAAAGGCUAGAAAUGUCAUCGAAUUGAGGGUUGCAUCAAUAUUUCACUUGAUAAUUCUAAAUGAUUUCUAUAGUUCCCUUUAAUGUGAAUAAUAAAUAUCUGAAGUAUUGGCAAUGGAGAAUUCGCUUCCAAAUGAUGUGAUUAGUAACAUUGACAUCCUAUAAGAUAACUUAUGUUUAAUAAUGGUUAGCAUGGUGAAGAACAGAGGAUAUAUCAAGAAUACUAAAAAGAAUUAUAUUGCCAAUUACUUCGGAUUAGAUGUUAAAGAAGUAGAAAGCAUAAAUCAUAUUAAUUUAUUCAUUCCUCAAUUUAUUGCUGAUAUCCAUGAAUAAUUUCUAUAGUCUUACUUAGAAACAGCAUAGUCACCACUAUUUAAUUAAUAUUAAAUUGUAUUUAGUAAAUUUAAGAAUGAAUUUGUUUAGCCAUAAUAAUUAAAAUUAGAAAAUAACUUUGAUUUUUACGAUGAUUACGUUGUCACAGGAUGUUUAUCGAAAGUGAAAGAAACAUCAGAGUUUGUAUUAUUCGAUGAAAAUGGCAAGGUUCUCUCAGUGACUUAAGGAUUUUAUACAGAUAUAAUUUAACCAGCAUUUCAAGAAGAAUUAACUGCUUAAACAAUAAAUUAGGCUUACAUAUUCUUAUUUUUUAUAAAUAUAUUUUCUAUUUUAGAUUAGUAAAAGGAUAAUAUCAAUUUAUCAGAGUUUCUUUAAGUAGAGCUUAUGACCACUAUAACCAUUUUUGAAGAUUUAUCCAAAAUAAUCUAAUUCUUUUGUGAAAAUAAAUUAUCCAACACAACCUCAUUAGCAUAUUCAUUAAGAAAGAGUAUGUAAAAAACUGCGCUUAUGUCAUAGACUAAGACAUACACAACUAAGAAAUAAAGAGAAAAUAUUUAAACCGGAAGGUAUUAUGUAAACAAUAGUGUGAAAAUAUCUGAUGAUAUCUAAUUAUUUUGUUCCUAGUUUAGAACUUAGGUGUCAGAACUUCUGCAAUAAUUUAAUAAAUUCUCAUCUGUUUAGUAUCAUUCUAAAAUAUCAUUAUAAUAUAGAACUAUAGGCAAAAAGUCAGCCUAGAGAUCAUAUUUUAUAAUUGAGAUUUUAGAUUAUAGGAAAAAAGUUGCAAAUGCAACCUCCUCAGUGAUUUCAAAGCAAUUUGACAGCAUAUAUAAUAAUAAGAAUUUUAGUAGUGUACUAACAGAUAUUACAACGAGCGAGAGAAUAGUCCAAAAGGAUGAAUAUAGACCUAAUGAAAUCAUUGGGAAUAGUUUUAAUCAUUUAUUGAGUGACAGAGAGUAGUUGUUUGGAGUGCUGAAUUAAUCGUUUUAAGAGAGUUAGAGUUUUGGUCCACUCUCUUAAAGAGCAAACUUUAUAUCUCCUCGAUAACAUAAUUUAGAUGAUGAAUUAAGAAAAUUAGAACUUGAGUUUUAAGACAUUAGAGUUAGUUUUAAUGGUGGGGCUAUGGUACAAUAAUAUGCGGGAGAGGAGAAAGAAGAGGAGGAUUACAAUAAUGAAUCCAAAUCAAAUAAACCAUAGAAGUCAAGCAGCGAAAAACGUUAAGAUAAGAGUUAUAAAAUGCUGAAAUUGUUAACAACCUACAAAGACAAAGGCAUUAUCAAAGAGAGGGAUGAUCAUUAAUCCUAUUCUAGCAAAACCUCAGGAACUUCAAAAACAUAGUACAUAUCCAUAAUAAAAAACUUUCAACACUCUAAAAUUAUGAUCACCAGUCUAAAAAUCAUUUUAACUUUGACAUUAAUACUAUUCCUUUGUGCCUUGUCGACCAUUGUCAUCAAUACUUAAGUCAUAAAAUAACAAAUCUCAGAGAUCGUAGAUAGUAGUUAUUCACUCAAUGCUCCACUAUUUUUCAAUAGGUAUUUCUUUUAAAGUUAUGCUUUAUCAUGGACCUUACUUAUGAAUGGACUUAAAAUUGUAAAGCAUAGUGAUUUUCUAAUUAAUCAAACUUUCUCAACUCUUAAGCAUUAGGGAAAUGAAACAUUCGAAAAUCUGGGCGUUAUGUACCCCAAAUUCAUUGAGAUUGAAAAUAUGGGAUUAUUAAAUAACAUCAGCAUUUAGCUGCUCGGUUUUCCAAGAAAAACUGUCUCUUACACAGAAUUUAUUAACAGCAUAUAAAACACGCUUUAAUACUUUUUUUAGAUCAAAUAUUUUUCAGAUGAAGCCACUGAUUAAGUCUUAGAUAUAGAUUAUAUUAAUUCUGUUAUCACACUUAGAUAUAAUUUAAAAUAUGUAUUCGAUAUGAAUAAGGAAUUAAUUCAAUCAUUGGAUCUUAUGAGUUAGAACAUUAUUAAAGAUGGAGGAAAAGAAUUGUAAUCACUAACAAUAGCAGAAAUAUGUUUUAUCUUUUUUAUCCACUUUGUGUCAUUGUUUUUUUGGAAUAAGACUGAGAGUUAGAAACAAUAAAUUCUAUUAAUAAAUGGAAGGCUUUAAGAGAAUUCCGUAAAUGAUCUGAUCUAUAGGCAUCUAAAUAUCAAAUCCAUAUUGUAAUCAACAGAUUUAAAAAAGAAUAAUUGGAAAAAAUAACAAGUUUGCUUGAUAUUUUAGUAAACUAUGGAUAAUUAAGAAGCCAAAUAAUAGUAUUUAGAUUAAAGAUACAAUUAGCUUAAUAAGACUAAAAAUGACUAAAAUAAAAAAAAAGGAUAAGUUGGUAUGCUCAAUUCCAGAUUAAGAGACACAUCUUAUUCCAUUAAGAAAUAUAUUUGUUAUAAUUUGGUAGUUUUCCUGAUAAUAGCUAGUUUCUUAUUAGGAGGCUAUUUCUAUUAAAGUUCAUUAAUGAAUAAUCUUAUUCCUUAAUAAAAAUUAACUUUAAACUUUGUUAGAUUUUCAUCUUACCUUGACACUCUAAUAACAACUGGUUUGGUCCUUAAAACUUAACCUUAAGUGUAUCCUGGACUUAUUGCACAUAAAUUUUAUACUCAAGCUCAGUUUAAUAGAUAUAGGGAUCCAUUAAAAUAAUUGUUUCACAUGUUUUUGGAUGUUUAUGAGACUUACGAUUAAAACUUAACAGAAAUCUAUGAAGGUAUUUUAUUUUCAAAAGACAUUGAUGAUACAAAGAAAGAACUAUUAUUAGGAUUGUAUGAAAGUGAUAUUUGCUAAAUGAUAACCGAGAAAAUUCCAUUUUGUUAAUAUGAAUAAUUAGGAGAGUUGAAUUUUAUUUAAAAAUAUUCUUAAUAUUCUUAUUAAGACAAUAAUCGUGAUUACCUUGAAAAUGGUCUUGUGGGGAUUACAAGUAGCAUUAGUUAUUUUAUGAAAACAAAUUAUGAUUAUGAAAUCGCUACCAUUGAAUAUGCCACAGAUAUGAACGAACUUAGUGACUUAUACAAAACAAAGGAAUUUACGAAUAUAAUCUUAGAGCAUUACAGUUCAACGAAAGAGACUACAUAAUAGAUGCUAGAAAUCAUACUGUCUUCAAAUGAAAUAAUAUUGGAUGAGUACUUGAAACUUAUUACUAUUUAUUAUGGAUUGAUAGGAUCGGCAUUAUUAGUUCUAUUCGCCUUUUUUUAUUAUCGAUUAUUGGAUCUAACAGAUGAUAAUUUUAUCCAUUUAAGAUUAGGAUUGACCUUGGUUCCUAUUGAAGUGAUUACAGAUCAAUACAACAUCUAAUUGAUAAAAUAAUUAAAUUGA